CCUCUGUGGCUUUCAGUUUCCUCACCUCCCGCGGAGACCACGGCCAUGGUCAUUUAUCCACUUGACAAACAUUUCACGAGCGCCUGCCGGUCCGAGCGAUGAGGACACCGCACUCCCGGGCCUAUGGUGCAGCAGGGGACCCAGGCGGCUCACCAGGAGGUCCCGAGACACAAGGAGCCCUGCCAGGCCAGAGGCGACCAACCGUCGUGGAUACGGGAGCUCUCGGCCAGCCCGCCUUCCCGGAGGAGGCGGUGUGGGGACCACCGCCUUUUGUGCCCCCUGAGACCUGGCUCUGGCCUCUACGUUUCAGCCCGCUAUGGGCUCGCAUGACCCAGCGCCACCGGGGUCCCUUCUCAGCGCCUUUGCUCCAGCGACCAUCACUUUCCCGGGUCCGCGCAGCCAGCAUCGUGGUCACCGUUUCUCUCACACCUCAGGCGGAGAACCCCCAACGCGGCGUGUCCCUCGUGCGACCCCGUCGCCACGCCACGCCCCCUUCCCGUUCUCCGGAAGUGCGCGGGUAGGAGCGGAAGCGCACGCCCGCUAGGGUUGGCGGUGGUGAUUCCGCGAUGGUAGGCGGCGGCGGGGUCGGCGGCGGGGUCGGCGGCGGCGGCCUCCUGGAGAAUGCCAACCCUCUCAUCUACCAGCGCUCUGGGGAGCGGCCUGUGACGGCGGGCGAGGAGGACGAGCAGGUUCCCGACAGCAUCGAUGCACGCGAGAUCUUCGAUCUGAUUCGCUCCAUCAAUGACCCGGAGCAUCCACUGACGCUAGAGGAGUUGAAUGUAGUAGAGCAGGUGCGGGUUCAGGUUAGCGACCCCGAGAGUACAGUGGCUGUGGCCUUCACACCAACCAUUCCGCACUGCAGCAUGGCCACCCUUAUUGGCCUGUCCAUCAAGGUCAAGCUUCUGCGCUCUCUUCCUCAGCGUUUCAAGAUGGACGUGCACAUUACUCCGGGGACCCAUGCCUCAGAGCAUGCAGGACCAGAGUGUGUCAGACUUCAGCAGCGUGGGAGGCAGCCAGGGGGAGGGAUCCUAAGAAGGCAGGCUAGUGAACAAGCAACUUGCAGAUAAGGAGCGGGUGGCAGCUGCCUUGGAGAACACCCACCUCCUGGAGGUUGUGAAUCAGUGCCUGUCAGCCCGCCCCUGAGCCUGGCCUUUGGCCCCUCAACCUGCAUACUGGUGUCCUGGUCCCAGCUCCUGCCAGGGCUCUUACCCUUGUUUUCUUGAAUCACUCACAAUGAGAAACUAACAUUUUGCUUUUUGUAAUAAAGUUAAUUUAUAUUCAGUUC
Mandrillus leucophaeus (drill) is the source of this 1285-nucleotide messenger RNA. It is a transcript of the gene CIAO2B, whose product is annotated as family with sequence similarity 96, member B. The coding region runs from base 567 to 1067 and encodes 166 amino acids. The record is from RefSeq and is a predicted model, not a curated record. The transcript is spliced from 6 exons. Lineage: Eukaryota; Metazoa; Chordata; Mammalia; Primates; Cercopithecidae. Gene Ontology annotation, biological process: iron-sulfur cluster assembly. Gene Ontology annotation, cellular component: cytosolic [4Fe-4S] assembly targeting complex.